AUGGAGAGUGCUUGUGUGAAAAAUCUGUACAAUUGUAUGACUGUUAUUCGUCAAGAGAACAACAUUGCAAUGGCAAAUAACUCAAAUUUGGCAAAGAUGUUUGGAAUACUGAUUCAGACUUUAUUACUUCUGUCAAUAAAUGAAUAUGUGAUGAGUGAGGAGAUAGGAAAUGUGUUUAAAGACUCGGCGUUAAACUUAAUGAAAACCGGCCUGGAGCAAUUUAGUCAGGGUAUUGAAAAGAUGAUGCUGAAAAGGUUUGAUGGAGAAAAUACAAUAGUAGAAACAAAGCUUCAGGAUAUGAUAGAGACAAUCAAAAAGGAUAUUGUCGAUGAGCAAAAUGAAUUUAUUAAAAAUUUGAGUAGUCAAUCUUCAGCCAAAGAUGAGAAAAUAAUUGAACAACUUUCCACUAUUCAAACUAAGCAACGACUCCUAAGACAGGAAAUUGCGUCCAUUAGAUCCAGUUUUUCUGGAAACGCUAAUACGAAAACCAGUGUUCGUAUGGAGACAACAGGCUACAAGGCAUCUGCAUUGAAAGCCAAUGAAAGUAACGGACAAAAUAUAAGUGAUCUGCAAAAUUCAGUUUACACCCUCUCUACAGAGUACAGCAAGGAGAAGUUAAAACGCCAAACUUUAACAGAUUUACUUAUAUUUUACAAUGAAAGUUUCCCUACAAUGCAAGCUGAGCAGCGGCUGCUUAAACAGGAAUUCGUGUCCAUUACAACCAAUUUGACUGAAACAAUUGGUGAAAAAUUUAGUUAUCUAGUUUCAACUAUUCAUACUGGACAUCACAAUUUAAGCCAGGAAAUGGCGUCCGUUACAGCCAAUUUGUCCAGCAUAGAUGAUAUUCAACUGAACCAAAAGAUAAGCAAUUUGAACAAAGCAUUUGAUGGGCUAUCUGAUCAGUUACAAAACGAACAGGCUGCCAUGCUAUCUAUGAUUGACUCCGUUGUCCUUAGAGUCAACAAAACACUGUCUGUAUGUUCAAGGAAAAUAGGGGAGGAAAUUGACAAUGUAGAAACAAAUGUAAUAAAUGUGAUUCAAGAUGAACUAGAAAAUUUUGCACUCGUUCUUGGAAAUAAUAGUGCGAAAAGUGAAAAAGCUCUUGGCAAUUUAAGAAAUUCGACUUUGUUUGUGGUCGAGCAGUUUUCUACAGGAGAAGCUGUAAAUAUUCUUCGGAAUAUGGAAAUAAUUGGCCAGUCUCUUCUUAAGGUGCAUGACAUACUGGGUUUUGAUUGUGCGGAAAAUUUUGAAAAACACUCAUAUACCAGAGGGAGAAACGGGGUGUACAAUAUCAUAGGUUUAUUAUAUAAACCUACGUCCGUAUACUGUGAUAUGACCACUGACUAUGGAAGAUGGACAGUAAUUCAUCGGAGAAUAAAUGGAUCAGUGGACUUUUACCGAAACUGGACGGAAUACAAGAACGGAUUUGGAAAUGCUGAUCACGAGUAUUGGAUUGGAAAUGACAUGCUACAUAGAUUGACAUCACUGAAGCCCCAGGAACUGCGAGUUGAUAUGGAAAGAUUCAACGGAGAAAAGGCAUAUGCUGUCUACUCUCGGUUUUCUGUCGGCGAUGAGACCAGUAAAUAUAAAUUGGCGGUGGAAGGGUACAGUGGGAAUGCGGGUAAUUAUACUGUGCAGUAA
Molecule: messenger RNA, 1641 nt
Organism: Magallana angulata
Lineage: Eukaryota; Metazoa; Mollusca; Bivalvia; Ostreida; Ostreidae
Product: angiopoietin-4-like
Exons: 4
Coding region: 1-1641 (546 amino acids)
Source: RefSeq, a predicted model, not a curated record